CGCUCCAAUUAACUUCUUUAGGGUUCUCAAAAAAUCAUUCAAUUUCGUCAAUCGGAGAGGCCUCUUCCGAUCGAAGUAACCAUCCAUUCAAUCUCUCUCUCGCGUGCGUUGGUGGUUUCCGAUUCCGGCGACUUGCCCCGGCUCUUCUCAGAUCGUGAAAUUGAUGGCGAACCCGCAAGGGAACCAUCAAGAACCCUCUCAUGCUUCGUCGACCUUCAAUGGCAAUGGGAAUAUUGCUGCGGCAGCGGCAGUGACAGCGGCGCCUGAGAGUUCAGGCACGACUUCUGCAAUGAAGCACAAUCCUGGAAUCUCCAUGGAUUGGACCACAGAUGAGCAGGCUGCACUUGAAGAAGGCCUUGCUAAAUUUGGCUCGGAAAAUAAGGUGAUUUGCUAUGCAAAGAUAGCUUUACAGCUGCAAAAUAAGACAGUUAGGGAUGUGGCAUUGCGUUGCCGAUGGAUGUCGAAAAAGGAGAACAGCAAGAGAAGGAAAGAGGAGCAUAAUCUAAACAGGAAAAGCAAAGAUAAAAAGGAAAGGGUAGCCGAUCCUUCGUCUAAGUCUUCUCAGUUUGCUGCCCGGCCUAAUGUUGCUCCAUAUAUGCCACCAGCGAUUCCUAUGGACAAUGAUGACGGCAUUCCAUAUGAAGCAAUUGCUGGUCCUGCUGCAGACCUCCUUGAGCAGAAUACACAAACCUUUAAUCAGAUAUCUGCUAAUUUCUCGACACUGAAGAUUCAUGACAACAUCGGUCUUUUCUGCCAAGCCCGUGACAACAUAGACAGAGUCAUGAACGAUUUGAGUAACCAGCUGGAGAUGAUGAAGCAGAUGCCGCCACUCCCUGUUAAGGUGAAUGAAGAGCUAGCUAAUACGAUUCUACCCCGAACAGCACUUCCACCGCAGUCCUGAUCCUUUGUUUGCCUCUUAUAGCUUUGGAACGGCGCCAAGAGAUUCCAACUUCAAGGGUGAUUCGUUGAUCGAUAUCGACCAUCAGGGAGGAGGCAAAUUGUCAAUUAAGUGGAGCCUUCUUUCCCAAAUUGUUAGAUGUCAUUAGUAACUACAUUGCUUCAGUUUUUGCAGUCUUUUUUUUUUCCCUUAUUUUAAUUGGAUAGUUGAUGCUGUACAUGUCAAAGUAGAGGUGGUUUAGGGUUUAGGGAAUGCCUGGGACAACAUUAAGUAGUUAAUUAGUUACUUUUGAUUGGAUUUCAGGAUUUUGUCUUUGGAAUAAUCUAGUACUCUCUAGAAUCGCGUCAUCAAAUGUUGCUUUGGUAGGUGAUAAAGUCUGGCUCUUUUUGUCAGAUGUAGAACUACAGUAAUUUAAUAAAUCUCAAUCGACCGAUCUUUCU
Rhodamnia argentea is the source of this 1338-nucleotide messenger RNA. RefSeq lists its product as uncharacterized. The transcript is spliced from 9 exons. The record is from RefSeq and is a predicted model, not a curated record. Bases 164 to 901 code for a protein of 245 amino acids. NCBI's taxonomy places the organism in Eukaryota, Viridiplantae, Streptophyta, Magnoliopsida, Myrtales, Myrtaceae.